CUGUAACAUUAUAUUCUUUUCCUUCAUAUUUUCAGCUCUUAAGAUACCCAUUUCCUUCUACUUAAUUUUUCGGGCCUACCUCGUCGAGUCUACUUGAUUCCUUCACAAUGUCUCUCGCAAACCCCAGCUUCAAAUCUUCCGCUGCCUUUGACAUCAUCAACAGCGUCCUCCAGGCCGACAACGCCGAGCGCCAGAACGCUAUCAAGUCCGCCAAGGCCGUUUUUGCAUUCACCUUGACCAACGAGAAGGGGGAGACCGAGAGCUGGUAUCUCGACUUCAAGGACAAGGGUGUUGUCGGCAAGGGCGCUGCCCCUGAGGGUGGAAAGGCUGAUGUCACCCUCCUCCUCUCCGAUGCUGAUUUUGGUUCCCUCGUCGCCGGUCGUUCCAACGCCCAACGGCUCUUCAUGGGCGGCAAGCUGAAGGUUAGAGGAAACGCCAUGAAGGCCAUGAAGAUGGAGCCCAUCCUCAAGAAAGCCCAGACCAAGGCCAAGUUGUAAAUCGGUACCGGCGGCCCGCUCCUCUACAUCUUCCUCCCAACCUCCAACCCGUACUCCGUACUCCGAUCAUAAUGCAACGAACGAGGAGAAAAGCUCAGGACAAUUGGAGAUGGAACUUCUACAUAGAUUGCAUUAUAUAACUUUUGUUUUUCCAUUUGGAGACAAGUGGUGAUUUAUGAGCACUAUCACCCUCUCCCAUACGAUUUAUUCAGCACUUGGAAAUAUCUCAUUUUGGAUGCAGGUACCCAGGUUUACUGUUCUCAGGAGUCUAUAUAUAUUUUGAACAAGUUUUAACAAUAUGGUAACGCAUUUCUUGUUGUUUUUCUCAC
Coccidioides immitis RS is the source of this 826-nucleotide messenger RNA. Its product is annotated as lipid transfer protein. The record is from RefSeq and is a predicted model, not a curated record. Gene Ontology annotation, cellular component: cytosol. The transcript is spliced from 3 exons. Lineage: Eukaryota; Fungi; Ascomycota; Eurotiomycetes; Onygenales; Onygenaceae. Bases 108 to 497 code for a protein of 129 amino acids.